Messenger RNA from Symbiodinium natans, 2754 nucleotides. NCBI's taxonomy places the organism in Eukaryota, Dinophyceae, Suessiales, Symbiodiniaceae. The record is from the annotation of a GenBank genome assembly.
AUGACCGACGGGAAUGGAGCUGGGCCACAUCCGCUAGCAAGCCCAGCACUUAGCCCUGUCCACAGCCCAACCGGCAGCGCCGGUCCAACAGAUGGUGAGACUCGUCUUUUGGAGAUUCUUGCAGGAAUGCAGCAGAACCAGCAAGUGUUGACCGAGCUUCUGAGGAGCCAGUCUGAAUCCCGCGCCGCAGCAGCCGCUGCGACCACAUCCUACUCAGGUCUAGCGGCCAAAGACCUGAGCAAGGUGUUGAGGCAUCCUUCAACCUUUUCUUGUCAGACCCGAGAUGAGGAGCUGAUCAAGUGGCCAGCAUGGUCUUGGGAGUUUGAGCAGUAUUUGGGAACCUUAGAUAAGGAGUUUCAGGUGGACUUCACUCGCUUGAAAUCGAACCCGAAAACUGAAGUUCUCCCUGCACAGCUGAGCGCCACUGAGCUCGACAGGUCACGCAUCAUGUAUGGCCUGCUUGCAUCGCUUUUGAACGACCGUCUGAAGCGUCUUCUUAAGACUGUGUCUGACAAUAACGGGUACGAAGCAUACCGCUUGAUCUCGCUUGACCUUCGCCCUUCAUCCCGCACCAGAGCCUUGGCCCUCAUGCAGACAAUCCACAAUUGGCCUGUGUUCGACAACAAGCAAGGCCUCCUGACUCAAGUUGUUAGGCUUGAGCAGGCGAUGGCAGAGUAUGACUCGAUUGCAUCGCAGGCCAUGUCCGAUGAUCAGAAGGUUGUUUCGCUUCUGAGAUGUUUAACAGGCCAACUUCGUCAGCAUGUGAACUUGACCAUGGAAGACUCCUGGACAUAUGCCGAGUUGCGAAGUUUGGUUGCUCGAUAUGAUGCUUCUUCGUCAAAGUGGAGUGCGUCUGUUGCAGCGACUUAUGGCCUGUCAGAGGGCAAAGGUGGUGUGCUUGUGAAUGCGCCUGCAGCAUCCAGUGAAGCCGUUCCAAUGGAAAUCGACCGUCUUCAAAAGGAGAUUGAUAGGCUAAGCAAAGGCAAGACUAAGAAGGGUGAUAAGGGAGAUAAAGGUGGUAAAAAAGGCAGAUAUGACAAGGGUAAGAAGGGUAAGGGUGAUGGUAAGAAAGGGGAUGGUAAGUCCAGGCCUCCGCCCAGCACAAACCCUAACCCUGCCGCAAACAAAACUUGUCAUAAUUGUGGCCGAAAGGGUCACUUUGCCCGAGACUGCCGAUCCAAGCGAGUCAGACAGGUUGAAGACGCCGCUGUUGCUGACAGCAGCGCUGCACAUGCUGACACAGCCGUGUCAGCUGCCCCUGCCAAGGCGAAACCUGCUGCAAAGCCCCAGGUGAGACGAGUCACCUACAACCUCGAUGACUUUGAUGAGUCAGCCGGAGGUGAGAUCCGCAUGGUGUCAGGUUGUGAUUCUUGUGUGGAGAGCCAAGACAAAGUAGACAGGCAAAGCAAGGAAGCUUCGGGUUUCUUUUGCAAGGCACUGAGCAUCUUUUCACGUUGUGUGCCAUCGAGGUGGUGCGUUUUCCACAAUGCAUUGCCGAGUGAUGCACAGAGCGAGGCUGAGCACGCUUCGGGCGUGUGUCAGCGUGAUGUGGCUGAGCACGCUUCGGGCGUGUGUCAGCGUGAUGUGGUUGAGCACACUUCGGGUGUGACCUCGACCAGUGGAUCAGUGCGCAUGGUCCAGCAGAAUGCCGAGCAUGGCAUGGAGAUCGAAGUCAUAAUUGACUCAGGUGCUGACGCCUCUUGUCUACCGCAAAACCUCAGCAUGCUUGGAGUUUCCUCUGGAAGGCCAUGGGAAGGUUUUCAAGAUGCCCAGGGGAAUCAGCUGCUAGUUCACGGGACUAGGCGAGCUGAGCUGAGCUUCGGUGAUCAGCCUGGAUUCACCGAAACGUUCUUGGUUGCUCCCCACAUCACCACACCUCUUCUUGCAGUUGGGAAGUUGUACCGUACUGAAAGGGCUCUGGAGAGGGCGCAGUGGGCGCGCCAUGAAGGGGCCCAGGGACGCCACAUGGACAGGGGUGGGCGCGCCAUGAAGGGGCCCCGAAAGGGCUCUGGAGAGCUCUGGAGAGGGCGGCACAUGGAGAGGGCUUGGAGUGGGCGCGCCAUGCAGGGGCCCGAAAGGGCUCACGUGGAGAGGGCUUGGAGUGGGCGCGCCAUGAAGGCAGCCGGCCCUCUGGCCCGGUCCACGGGUGAAGUCGGGGGAGUUUUGCCUUCUUCUGCAGAGGCCUUAGCCUCUUCUUUUCUUCAACAAAGAACACCUUUGAGCCGUCAGCAAGCUUGUGAAGUUUUCGACCGGCUUCCCGCCCUAAAGUCCCGCCGCUCCGCUAAGACCGGGCCGGGGAAGACAUUUGUGGUGGGGGCUUAUGUGUUUUCCAACAACGUGGGCCUCACGGCUUCUUUCAGAGACUAUCCUCAGUCGGCCCGUGUUUUCACCGCGCUGGUGCGCCAUUUCGCACCCCUGCAUACUUUUAGCUCCAUCGCCAUUUUUCAGAACCUUGAAGCACCUGUGCAUCAAGAUGUGCAUAAUGCGGAGGGCAGUUUGAAUUUCCUCAUCGCUCUCUCAGACUUUCAGGAUGGCGCCAUCGUCGUCGAGGACCCUGAUGGCCCGGAGUGGGCGCGCCAUGAAGGGGCCCCGAAAGGGCUCUGGAGAGCGCCACACAUGGAGAGGGCUUGGAGUGGAAAGGGCUGUGGAGAGCGCCACAUGGAGAGGGCUUGGAGUGGGCGCGCCAUGAAGGGGCCCCGAAAGGGCUCUGGAGAGGGCGGCACAUGCAGAGGGCUUGGAGUGGGCGCACCAUGA